Rotaria socialis is the source of this 987-nucleotide messenger RNA. The record is from the annotation of a GenBank genome assembly. Lineage: Eukaryota; Metazoa; Rotifera; Eurotatoria; Philodinida; Philodinidae.
AUGAUGACAACUACAAGUGAAAAUAUCAGUUCACAAAUGCAAGAAAUCUAUGAAACGAUAAACAUUCUUGAUGGUGGAAUUCAAACGUUAAACGAUGAUAUACAACGUCUUAGUAGCGAAUCAGUCAAAUUACAAAGUUCAAUAGAAUCGUUGACACAAGAUAUUGGAUCGCUUAAAUUGAAUGUACAAGAGCAAAGCUGUUUUCUUGAUGGUGUCAAACCUAAUCAGGAGAUUCUUCAACAAGAUGUUGCAUCAUUAAAACAAAAAAUUGACGAUUUGCAAUAUGUAUCUUAUGAUGGAACAUUGACAUGGAAAAUCGUUAGCUUCAAUGAAAAAAUGAUGGAUGCACAAUCUGAACGGCAAACAUCGAUUUAUUCGCCUCCAUUUUAUUCAUCACCAACUGGCUACAAGAUGCGAGCUCGUCUUUAUUUAAAUGGCGACAGAAAUGCUCAAGGUACACAUAUGUCAUUAUUUUUCGUUCUAAUGCGUGGACCAAACGAUGCCAUCUUGAAGUUUCCUUUCAAUUACAAAGUCACAUUUUGUUUAUACGAUCAAACGCCUCAGCAAAGACACAUCAUCGAUUCAUUUCGACCAGAUAUUAGAUCGAAUAGUUUUCAAAGACCACGAUCAGAAAUGAAUAUAGCUAAUGGCAUACCUAAAUUCUUUCCAUUGGCAAUGAUUCAACAAGACGACAAUCCAUAUGUUCGAGACGAUACAAUGUUUAUUAAAGUUAUGGUAGAUUUCGGUAACAUGUCAAAGACAUUAUUACCAUAUGCAUUGAGUCUCAAUCCUGGAUUGCCGAUGCAUAUCCAACAAUUAUUGAUUCAACAAGAAGCAGAACGAAAAGGGCAAAAACAAGAACACCCGCAAUCUCAACCAAUGCCUAUAAAUCCUCCAUUAGCAUCAACACAACCACCGUUGUCAAAAGAGUCACUCGAAACAGACCUUGACGAAGAUAACUUCAAUGGUCAGCAAGAUUCCCCAUAA